Messenger RNA from Paramecium tetraurelia, 1083 nucleotides. RefSeq lists its product as uncharacterized. The record is from RefSeq and is a predicted model, not a curated record. The transcript is spliced from 2 exons. Lineage: Eukaryota; Ciliophora; Oligohymenophorea; Peniculida; Parameciidae.
AUGUCGCUAAGUUAACUGUCAAGCAAACAAGGCAUAAAUUAUGCAAAACUCAGACAUAAGAAAUCUCCAAAUGAUUAAUAGUCAUUUGGUUUAUCUGAAUACUUUAAUAAGGAUAAUUAAUUCAACUAGGGAACUUUUUAAUAAAGAAGAAAACCGAGUCUAGACUCUAAGAGUCAAAGAGCAAAAUCGUCUCUUGAAAAUAAUUAAAAUUCCUAUCGUCAAAUUACAUUGUUGCAUGAUAGAGAAGAAUUGGAUGAAGACAAAUUAUUUGACCAAUUUUUUAAACUAAAUAACUCCAGAACUGAUUAUAUGAAGGAACCUAUUUAAAGGGAUACAGCCAAAAAAUAUCAUGAUGAGAGAGAAUUUCUAAAUUUUGUUGAAAAUGCUAUUGAAUAUCAUAAAUAAUCAGAGGUUAGAUCUUUUAGACCUUCUACAAAUAAUAAAUGUACUCAUCUUGAAAAGAAAUUAAAAGAGGCAACCUUAUCAAAUAGAGUACUAGCAAAUUAAUUAAACCAAUAAAAAUAAAAGGAAAUUGAACUCAAACAUAGGAUGAAAUUGAUGCAUAAAGAGUUUUCCAUUUAAUUUAGUAGAUUAAUACAAUAAAAUACAUGGUUAUAAGAGCUAUUGGCUAAAUAAAAAAUAGAUAAUUAGAAUUCAUUAUUGGCUGUGAAAAAAGCAGUUGAAAUGCUUUAAAUUAAGUGCAAAUGUUAAAAAGGGAAUUAAUUGUGCGAUAAGAUCCUAAGAGAUGUAAAGAAUUAGGAAAAAAUACGCUUACAGUAUGAUUGGGAAUAAGAUUCUUAGAAUAUUUAAUCUUCAUCAGAAUUAAAUCAUGAUACUCAUGAAGAUGAAUAAACAAAUGAAAUAAAUUUUUAAUUAUAUGAAAAAAACAGAAGGAAAUCAAUUUCUAAGGUUUAACAUAAUUCAAUUCAAUCAACUGAAGACCAAUAGGAUUAGUUAGUUCAGAGUUACAUUCAAGGUACGACCAAAAACUUGAGAGAAUAUCCGAAAGAUUUAUAUUAAAAGAAAAGACAAUAUUAAGAAACUUGUUAUAUAGAGGAAGAAAAUACAAUCAGUAGUAAUUGA